AUGUCAAACUUCGCAAGGCUGCCGCCAUCGGGCGUCAAGGUAAUAAUCGUCGGAGCAGGCUUUGCAGGUCUGUGUGCAGCGAUCGAAUGUGACCGCAAAGGACACUCAGUUAUCUUGCUCGAGAAAGUCAAGGAGCUGAAACCCCUUGGGGAUGUGAUUAGCUUCUCGUCAAACUCUGGCCAUAUCUUUGAAAGAUGGGAAGGAGUUGUCGACGAGCUGGAUCCCAUCACUCACAAAAGCAAAGGCCUCGACUUCCACGACUGGAUGGGCAACUUUGCCACCAGACAGGUGUGGGAUGUGGAAAAGCAAUGGGGCAGACGGAUCAACGGCCACAGAGGACAGAUCCAUGAUGUCGUCUACCGUCACGCAAAGGCCAGAGGGAUCGAUAUUCGGCUCGGCCAGCAUGUCACGGAUUAUUUCGAGACGGACACAGAGGCAGGUGUUGUAUCGAACGGCGAGAAGCUGGUUGCCGAUUGUGUUUUGGCAGCAGAAGGAGUCAAGUCUGCUGGCAGGAAGAUUGUGCUGGGCUUCGAGGAUCCGCCAAAGCCAUCAGGAUAUGCUGUCUAUCGGUCUUGGUUUAAAUCUGAUGAGCUUGCCAAAAAUCCGAGGACGAAACACCUGGUGAUUAAUGGGGACACACAUACCGGUUGGAUCGGUGAAGACAAGCAUUUCCUUGCAGCAUCAGUGAAGAAUGGAACUGAAUUUAGCUGGGUGCUGACACACAAGGACGACGCUGACAUCGACGAGGACUGGCAGUUCCCAGGUGACAAGGCAGAAGUCAAGAAGAAUCUUGAAGGUUGGGCUCCGAUAGUCCAUGAUAUCGUGGAUGCCACUCCGCCAGAUCGACUUUUCGACUACAAGCUCGUCUUCCGAGAUCCUUUACCGACGUUCCUCUCGCCAAAGGCGCGAAUAGCACUGAUUGGUGAUGCGGCACAUCCAUUCUUGCCAACAUCAAUCCAAGGAGCGAGCCAGUCUAUGGAAGACGGUGUGACAUUAGCCGUCACUCUCGAGAAGGCAGGAAAGGAUAAUGUCCAGCUCGGACUCCGAGCAUAUGAAGCUAUCCGAUACGGCCGCGUUCACAGAGCCCAGAUGACGGGUGUAACGACACGCGAGCAAUGGCACAAGGCUGACUGGGAUAAGAUCUGGAAAGACCCCAAGUCUCUGCAUCUGAAGAGAGAACCAUGGCUGCUGGAUUUUGACGCCGAACCUCAUGCAUAUGAAGUGGUUGAUGGUGUUCUGAAUGAUUUGAGACGAGGCAAAGAUGUCAAGGCAAAUGGCUUGUCAGAGCCGGCAAACAAGAACGGGCUCGCAACAGUUGUUGCUCAAGAAGUUGAUCAGCUCGCGUAG
Exophiala spinifera is the source of this 1347-nucleotide messenger RNA. RefSeq lists its product as uncharacterized. Gene Ontology annotation, biological process: secondary metabolite biosynthetic process. NCBI's taxonomy places the organism in Eukaryota, Fungi, Ascomycota, Eurotiomycetes, Chaetothyriales, Herpotrichiellaceae. Bases 1 to 1347 code for a protein of 448 amino acids. The transcript is spliced from 2 exons. The record is from RefSeq and is a predicted model, not a curated record. Gene Ontology annotation, molecular function: FAD binding; monooxygenase activity.